AUGACACCCUCAUUUGCAGCGGUAGCAGCAACACGAUUGGGUGUCGGCCUCAUCUACGGCAUCGUGAACGUCAUCCUCCCCAUCCGCCUCCUCAUCUGGGACCUCGCACUCUGCACAACAGACCGUGUGGUACCAGAAGGCCGGGCGAGGGUGGGCUCUGGCCAUGGUUCAUCCUCCGAAAGACACGGACAGCCGGAGCUGCUGCCCGAUGCUGAAUGCCAUGGCGAGCCACGAGCUUCGGCGCGGCCAGGCAUCAUCCCUCGGAACGGGUGCAACAUCACCUUCCCCGGACUCAACACCAAAUGCCGGGAGAUGUUCAACUUCUCGCCGACCUUCUGUUUCUUUCUGACACGCGGGUUCCACAACCCCGACCAGCCAAAACCCACACCGCACCUCCGAAUCAAGGAGCUCUUCGAGAGCGGGACAGGCCCGGGCAGAGACAUCGCCGCGAGCAACCUUUUGCGCAUGCUCGGCAAACAGCACGUCCAGUCCAAGGCCAGCAACGGCCAGUACAGCGAGGAGAUGGUUCACAAGCUCUUCGGUGCCUCCAACUCGACCCUGCUGACGAUCUGCGGCGGGCGGGUGACUGUAUCCCUUCCUCCUCGAGGAGCACAUACCGGACGUGUGGCAGCCGCAUAUCGGGGACCCCGGUGGUCCCACCACGAUGACGUCCCUAUCAAGCAGGAGGUCGAGGACGCCCUCCGGCCCUUGCGUGUAGGCAGCAUCCACGAAUAUGCCAAAAGAAAAUGUCGCAUACCGCACGGCACAUGGCACGGCAUCAGCGAUGAGCAACUGGUGGAUCUCCGGAGCGUGACGAGGAUUCAUUCGGCGAGUACUUAUCUGCAAGGGCGAUCUAUGAUCGAGGUACGCGAUGGCUACCCAAGGCAACAACUGCAGCUGGCUAUCCAAAUCGAGCGCACCUCGAAGAACACAGCUAGGGUUAGGGGCAUGGAUCGGACUGUGGCCAUGGCAUGGAAGGCCCUGGUCGCGGCAGUCACCGUGCGGCUCGGCAACAGCUCUUCCCAAGGUGCAAGUGCGAAGAUGUCCGAUCUCCAGCCUGCCGUCGGUUGUCUUCUAUCCAUUAUGACCCCAAAUCCCGACUGA
This is a messenger RNA of Fomitopsis serialis, 1104 nucleotides long. RefSeq lists its product as uncharacterized. The transcript is spliced from 8 exons. Gene Ontology annotation, molecular function: peroxidase activity. The record is from RefSeq and is a predicted model, not a curated record. NCBI's taxonomy places the organism in Eukaryota, Fungi, Basidiomycota, Agaricomycetes, Polyporales, Fomitopsidaceae. Bases 1 to 1104 code for a protein of 367 amino acids.